AUGACACAAGAAGCUUCAAUGUGGACAGUCCCCCUUCUUGCAGGCGCGAGCCUGGUCUCGUCCUUCGUCACGGCGAACCUCUUUCUUUCUACGGCCGCGGAGCGACCCAGCAAGGCCAUGUCCCUCACAAUUAAAACUUUUGGCCAGUCAAGACACAACUCCCAGUCUCUUCUGUCGAGAAACACGGCUGUCGUUCUCUGUGUGCUCUCCCUCGUCAUCUUUUGCAUGAUCCACUGGGCGCUCACGAUUCGAAGAGGGUUUUCGCGCCAGGCCCUCAUCGUUGCUGCAUUGGUGUGGAUGCCUCCGAUGGUCACGCUGGCCGAGUACGUCCUGGUUUUUAUGCCAAUAACAUACAGCGCCCUCGUUUUGCUCUCGGUCGGGUUCCAGUGGAUAUCGGGGGAAUUGGGAACUUGA
Molecule: messenger RNA, 414 nt
Organism: Metarhizium brunneum ARSEF 3297
Lineage: Eukaryota; Fungi; Ascomycota; Sordariomycetes; Hypocreales; Clavicipitaceae
Source: RefSeq, a predicted model, not a curated record